Molecule: messenger RNA, 4569 nt
Organism: Entelurus aequoreus (snake pipefish)
Lineage: Eukaryota; Metazoa; Chordata; Actinopteri; Syngnathiformes; Syngnathidae
Product: coiled-coil domain-containing protein 39-like
Exons: 19
Coding region: 1-2613 (870 amino acids)
Biological process (GO): cilium-dependent cell motility; inner dynein arm assembly; cilium movement
Cellular component (GO): axoneme
Source: RefSeq, a predicted model, not a curated record
AUGGCGCUUUACGCAGCUAGAGUUUUAUCAGAGAUGGGCUGGGAGAAGCAUUACGCCCUCCCAGUGCUCAACGCUGAAAAUAAGGCUUUGAUAGAACAGAUUUGCUUGAAAAAGAGAGAUCUCUUGCAGCUGAAAAACAAAUUUGAGAGUAAUAAAGAAAGGGAGCAAUUAGGAAACGACUUCCUGAAAAAUGUUAAAAAGGAGCUGGAAAUCACAGAGGCUCUGUGCAGGGCCAAAGAUCGAGAAGCAGAGUCAGAGACACACCUCGCCGCCAUCGCAGAGAGGGAAACAGGUCGCCUGGUGCAGGAAAAUGCCAAGACGGAAAACAAUAUUCAAUAUAUGUCUGACAAGAAAGAUACCUUAGAGAAACAAAUCCUCAAGGAUAAACAAAAUCUGGAGCAGUUUCGGACUCAAAUGCAGUGGGACCAGAAGGGCAUGGAGGCCUUUUUGGAGGAGUCAACACAAAAAGAUGACGACAUGAUGGCCAUAAUUAAGUAUUCACAGCAAGAUGAGUUGAGAAUCAAGUCACUCACUUUGGCUAUUGAGAGGACCACAAUAGAGGGCAAUAAAAAACGCAAAGCGCUGGACAAGGAAAUGACGGAGACUCUAUCUGCACAGAUUGCUUUGGACAAGAUGACAGAGAAUUUGCAGCAGGCUCACAUGGAGACCGAGCAGAUCAUCCACCAGUGGGAAAACACCAUCCAACAGAUGAAGCAAAGAGAUGCUGACAUGCAUCAGUGUGCUCUGAAACUGUCCAAGACCAACCAGAUCAUCCGGGAAAGGAACGACACCUUAACAGAAAUGAGGAACCUCCAGGAGUCUCAGAUGGACGACAACAAGGAAAAAGAGAAGAAGAUAACAACAACCAAUGGACUGGCUUCAAGACUGCGACUGAACUUAAAGGAGCGGGAGAAGAACUACAUGGAAAUGCAAGAUGAGUUGAAAAGUUCCAGAGCCCUACUGGACAGAACAAUGUCCAAUGUGCAGUCAAUGAGGUCCCACAUCUGCAGGCAUAAGGAAGACAUCCAGAACAACGAAGUCAGACUGAAUCAGACCAAAGCCCAAAAUGAGGCUCUUGAGCAGAAGCUAAAAGCUGUGAUACAAAACGCCCUGAGUGAGAAGGAGCGAGCUGCACAGAUGGAGAAUUACCUCAAGGAAGAGGAGCAAGUCAUCAAGGAGCUGGACUCGCAGCUCCGUGAGCGCAGCAAGGAGUUUGUGCGUUGCAAACAGCACGUGUUGGACUCCAAGAAGCAGGAGAAGAAUUUGAUUGCCCAAAUAGUGAGGAGCAGAUCUACGGUCAACACGUUGGAGGUGGAGAUGAGGAAACAGGAGGAGUACUUGGUCAAACAGAUGAUGAUCAUGAAUGAGAAGGACUCCCUGUUGAUCAUUUUGGACAAAAAGCUGGCACGAAUUCAAGGUGUUGUCGGGGACUCUGACGAGAAGAUAGAGAUGGAGAUAAAGAUCACGGAGCUCAAACAAGCGCUGGAGGAGAGGAAGAAGGCGUCCGUCAAGAUGAUCAGCAAAAUCAAGGAGUCUGAGGAGGACAUUCGCUACUUGAGGAAAGAGAGGGAGGAUUCUGCCGCUCAGAAGGAGGAGCUGUACCACAAAGUCAUAGAGCUGAAGCUGAUCAACAGUAACAUAGAACGAGAGAUGAAGAUACUCGGGUUCAAGAACCAGGAGCACAUUGUGGAGCAAAACAUCUCCAAGCUAGAGGUGAAGCGCAAAAGGGAUCUUCUGUUCAACAAGGCCAACAGCGUGGUGUCGUUGGAGAAAAGACAACUGAACGUGAAAAAAGCCAUCCAAGAGAGGCAAGAGGAGAUCAGAGUCUACAUCCAAAUGCUGGGCCAGCAGCUGAGGACCACCGAGCAGGAGAGACUGGGAAUCAGUGUGGAACUGAACACAAAGUUGUCCAAAGUCCACGCCUCUAAGAAACAUUACGAGGUUGUGACUUUUUCCAUGGCGACGUUUGAAGAGGACGAUGAGGAUGCUGUGAGGUCUCAAGCUCACUAUAUCGCCAAGGCUGCGCUAGAGAAAGCAGAACUCAAGCAGCAGGGGGAGUGUCUAAAUGCCAAAAUUCGCAGAGCUGAGCAGGAGAAUAAAGCUCUGGAGAACACAACCCUGUUGUUCAACAUCAGCAACACUGGAUUCCACACAUCGGUCAUGAAGUCGAAAGAAGCCACUCCAGAUUAUAAGGAGAAGUUCCAUCUUGAAGAGCAGCUUCGUGUGGCCGAGGAGACGCUGCAAUCCAAAAAACAACAAGUUGAAAAGCUUCAUGAGGAACUACAGGAAUUGAACCAUUCGUUGAAGAAUCAACUAGAAGCCAGGCAGGAAUUGGAGAAGGAAGUGAGGCGACUGAUGGACUUUAACGCCUCUCUGAGUGACAUGCUGGUUGCUGCCACCAGGUUUAAGCCUCAGCUCAAAUCAGUGCUGCAGCAACUCUUUCAGCAGGCCAAUGUGCCUUUUCCAUCUGCCACACUCGUCAUCCGAAGAUCGAACUUGGCCAGCAACUCCGCCUCUCUCAGGUAUCCUGUCAUGUCGCCCAGCUCCCCAAAGUCUCCUGAGGAACAGGAGGCCCCGCGAAAGACCGUGAUUUUGGACCUGGAUCUAGCCUGACUGGUUUUACCCUUCUUGUUGCCUUUGGAGCUUUACUAGUGAACCAUGGUUUGUAAUGAGGACAUCAGUGUUUGUGUUAAUAUUGUUGUACUUCCGUGGCCUGGUGGACUUGCACAUGUAUUGAAAAUGGUUAUUACAAAAGAAGAUAUACAUGCUGUACGCUUAGCUUUUUCACCAAGUAAAUACAUAAAAAUUGUAGCGCAGAAAAAAUUAUGAUAUGGACCUAAACUCAUAUCCCGAUAUAGUUUGUCCCAUAAACUAACUUAUAAAUGGAAAUAUCUGUUGACAUAACUAAAUAUUUCCACUAUGUCACGAUUUAAAAAUGUCGGUACUGAUGGGGAUCCCAAAUACACAAAAACAGGUACCAACACGUAAGAAAAAUAGGUUUUGCAGAAUAUGUUCGGCACUAAAGAGGUGUUUUGAGAUAAGAAUUUUGUUUUUAAAAAGUCAAAUAUAAUCUCCAAUCUUCUUUUAAAAACAUUUAGCUGUGCUCAGUUAUUUAGCUAACAAAAACACCAAAUAACAAAAUUUGAAAUAAAGUGCCCUGGUUUAAGAGGACAUGUUUAAAUGUCAAAUAAUUUAUCUUUAACAAUAAACGUUAUUAUAGGACGUACACACAAAUAAUUUAGCCAGGAACACCAACCUGCUAACUGCUUCAUGAUGUUGUGUGACAGGCUGUGUUAUGAAAAAUACUUCUAAAAAGUCAUAUUGUGGUAUACUGUAUUUUUCGGACUUUAAGGCGCACUUAAAAUCCUUUCAUUUUCUCAAAAAUUCGACAGUGCGCCUAACAUGCGGAAUAAUUCUGAUUGUGCUUACCGACCUCGAAGCUAUUUUAUUUGGUACAUGGUGUAAUGAUAAGUGUGACCAGUAGAUGGCAGUCACACAUAAGAGAUACGUGUAGACUGCAAUAUGACUCAAGUAAAACAACACCAAAACUUAAAAUGUUCCAUUGAAAAUAAAGAACAUUACACACGGCACUCAAAAAUCUGUCAAAAUGUUUUAGUACGACUUUGGUAAGCAAUCCGCUUAAUGGAUUGUACUGUGCUUCAACAUACAUGUACUAUUAUGGUGUGUGUAUAAGGUAAGAUAUAUUAUCUGGUGUCUUGUUUCACAAUAUUAUGCAAAAGCAACUUUUCUUACCUUCUGGUACCUGCUGAUGUGUAUUUGAGAUCUGCAUAAGUCAUGAAAAUUUGUGCACAUCCGCCAUUGUAGUUCGUGCCGACACUGUAGCCAAUAAGCUUCUUCUUUUUCUCUAUUAUCUUGUUAUGGGACAUCCAUUCUCCGCUGUUGCCAUUUCUAAUAUAAAGUAGUGUAAAGUUCUAACUUAUAUCUCGCUUUGGAAGCGCUAAAAACUACCAGUGUAGGGAGUUUACGUAAUUCACCCACGGAACUUUAGUUAUUAGAGAGUUCCGGUCGGACGGUUUUUCACGGGCCACAUUUCCGGCGUUGUUGUUGCACUACUGAGCCACGGAUGAGAAGAAGCUGCUCCGUUGUUGAUUUAAAGGCCUACUGAAAGCCACUACUACCGCCCACGCAGUCUGAUAGUUUAUAUAUCAAUGAUGAAAUCUUAACAUUGCAACACAUGCCAAUACGGCCGGGUUAACUUAUAAAGUGCAAUUUUAAAUUUCCAGCUAAACUUCCGGUUGAAAACGUCUAUGUAUGAUGACGUAUGUGCGUGACGUCAAUCGUUGAAACGGAAGUAUUCGGACACAUUGUAUCCAAUACAAAAAGCUCGGUUUUCAUCGCAAAAUUGGUGUUGGUGAAUCUUUUGCAAUUUGUUUAAUGAACAAUGAAGACUGCAAAGAAGAAAGCUUUAGGUGGGAUCGGUGUAUUAGCGGAUGGUUGCAGCAACACAACCAGGAGGACUUUGACUUAUCCGACGCUAGCCGCCGACCGCAUGGAUGAUCGGGUGAAGUCCUUCGUCGCUCCGUCGAUUACUGGAACGCAGGUGAGCAC